Molecule: messenger RNA, 492 nt
Organism: Naumovozyma castellii
Lineage: Eukaryota; Fungi; Ascomycota; Saccharomycetes; Saccharomycetales; Saccharomycetaceae
Gene: VMA11
Product: H(+)-transporting V0 sector ATPase subunit c'
Exons: 1
Coding region: 1-492 (163 amino acids)
Source: RefSeq, a predicted model, not a curated record
AUGUCUUCCACCGAACUAAACCCAUACGCUCCAUUUUACGCCCCCUUCUUUGGAUUCGCUGGCUGUGCUGCAGCAAUGGUCCUAUCCAACGUCGGUGCCGCUAUUGGAACAGCCAAGUCGGGGAUCGGUAUUUCAGGUAUAGGUACUUUCAAACCGGAAUUGAUCAUGAAAUCUUUGAUUCCAGUGGUCAUGAGUGGUAUCUUGGCCAUUUACGGACUGGUCGUUGCCGUGUUGAUAGCGGGGAAUUUGUCGCCCACAGAGGAUUAUACAUUGUUCAAUGGGUUUAUGCAUUUGAGUUGUGGGCUGUGUGUGGGAUUCGCUUGCUUGAGUAGUGGGUAUGCUAUUGGGAUCGUUGGGGAUGUUGGAGUGAGGAAAUAUAUGCACCAACCUAGAUUGUUUGUUGGGAUCGUCUUGAUACUUAUUUUCUCCGAAGUUUUGGGACUAUAUGGAAUGAUUAUUGCAUUGAUUAUGAAUACGAGAGGUUCGGAGUAA